AUGUUCAAUUUCCACCAGGAAGCGCCGUUCGAUCACCGUGAAGCUACCUCCUCUAGUCUCCUACAGGGCACACUCUUCGAUCUGUUUAGCGUAUCGUUACGCGUCUUCUCUCAGAAUCUUACAACCUUCAUCCUGGAUGCUUAUGUCGACGCGGCGCUGUUCCGGCCCUCUAUCCACGAAUCGUGCGCCAUGCCAUUGUGGCCCUCGCUCAAGAAGCUCAAGAUAUCGUUCAACCCCGUCGCGCCUUCUGGUACCUGGUACUUCGUUGGCACCCCGAGGGACAAGGAGGACACUCAAUUCAUGCAGCACGGUAAUCGAGACACGCUAGACCAGUUCCUCAUCGCCUUUGCAAAGGCGACGCAGCAGAUGCCUGUCCUCGAAAGCUUUAUGCUCGAGUGCGAAAUCGGAUAUGAAGUGGGGUUCUUCGAAUUGUCCUACUAUGCGCCUGGCGUGAAGGCGGACUGGAGUUUAGAUUGGGGUGAUGAAGACACGGCGACGGUCCGACGAUUGUAUUACACAGUUAGAAAUGUGUGGAGGCCGGAUGCGUUCGUUAAGGAAACUUUGCGCGAUGUUGGAAGGGAGAGGCAUAGGCCAGAGCUGAUUAAGAGGUUUCUUGGGCACAGGAGUUGGAGUUCGCAGUCGGCUUAG
Messenger RNA from Alternaria arborescens, 648 nucleotides. RefSeq lists its product as hypothetical. The transcript has a single exon. Bases 1 to 648 code for a protein of 215 amino acids. The record is from RefSeq and is a predicted model, not a curated record. NCBI's taxonomy places the organism in Eukaryota, Fungi, Ascomycota, Dothideomycetes, Pleosporales, Pleosporaceae.